This is a messenger RNA of Zingiber officinale, 1930 nucleotides long. RefSeq names its product beta-hexosaminidase 1-like. Gene Ontology annotation, cellular component: membrane. The transcript has 15 exons. Lineage: Eukaryota; Viridiplantae; Streptophyta; Magnoliopsida; Zingiberales; Zingiberaceae. Gene Ontology annotation, molecular function: beta-N-acetylhexosaminidase activity. Gene Ontology annotation, biological process: glycosaminoglycan metabolic process; carbohydrate metabolic process. The record is from RefSeq and is a predicted model, not a curated record. The coding region runs from base 85 to 1731 and encodes 548 amino acids.
UUUACAACACCGCAGUUCCAAGUCCACCGCCACCAAGGCACACCAAUUCCAUCAUCCUCCGCCGUCUCGCGUUCCUCCACCGUCAUGCCUUCCGAGGCCGUUUGUUUCCUCCUCCUCAUAUUACUCUCCCUCCUCACCCCGCCCUCCCAUGGCCGGAGCAUCCCUCGCCGGAGCAUCCCUCGUCGCCACUGGAUCCCCUCCACUAACGAUUCCCCUGUCUACCUCUGGCCCCUUCCCAAGCAAUUCAGUCACGGCGAUGGUAUCCUCUACGUGGAUCCUGACCUAUCGCUCGACCUCCAGGUACCCGGAGACUACUUAGAAAUCGUAACUGAUGCGUUCGAGAGGUAUAAAGAUCUGAUUUUUACGCACUGGGAGAGGUCCGCUCGCCGGAGCUCCGCAGAGUACGAUGUCGCGAAGAUGACGGUGAUCGUUUCUUCAACUAAUGAUACGCUUCAAUUUGGUGUCGAUGAGAGCUAUAUGCUAUACGUGGGUAGAGGAGAUGAGCUUUCAGUUGUUAAAGGAGCUACGAUCGAGGCUAAUACUAUUUACGGGGCUCUGCGAGGCUUAGAGACUUUCAGUCAAUUAUGCAUACCCAACUACGAAAAUAAAAGUGUUGAAAUUCAGAAAGCGCCAUGGUCCAUCAAAGACGAACCUCGAUUUAACUUCCGAGGGCUUCUAAUCGACACCUCACGGCAUUACUUACCUGUGAAUGUGAUUAAGCAAGUGAUUGAUGCUAUGUCCUAUGCUAAACUUAAUGUUCUUCAUUGGCACAUUUUAGAUGAAGAAUCAUUCCCUUUAGAGGUACCUUCAUAUCCAAAUUUGUGGAAAGGUUCUUACUCAAAGUUGGAGCGAUACACAAUUGAAGAUGCUUAUGAAGUUGUUGACUUUGCAAAGAAAAGAGGAAUCCACAUUAUGGCUGAAGUUGAUGUCCCUGGGCACGCUGAAUCCUGGGGUUCUGGUUAUCCUGAUCUAUGGCCUUCUGCUAAUUGUACAGAGCCCCUGGAUGUGAGCAAAAAUUUUACUUUUGAAGUAAUUUCUGGAAUUUUGUCUGAUAUGAGAAAGAUCUUUCCAUUUGAACUUUUUCACUUGGGGGGAGAUGAAGUCCAUACUGAUUGUUGGUCUUCGACUCCUCAUGUCAAGCAAUGGCUUCAGGAGCGAAACAUGACUAAUAAGGAAGCAUACCAAUAUUUUGUAUUGAGGGCUCAGAAGAUAGCUGCAGAUCUUGGUUGGAUUCCUGUUAACUGGGAAGAGACAUUCAAUACAUUCAACAAAAGCCUCAAUCCACAGACUGUUGUACAUAAUUGGUGGGGUCCUGGAGUCUGUCCAGAAGUGGUUGAGAAGGGUUUUAGAUGUAUUGUAAGCAACCAAGGUGUCUGGUAUCUUGAUCAUCUUGAUAUCCCAUGGGAGGACUUCUACACCAAUGAGCCAUUAGAAGGGAUAAACAAUACGGCACAACAGAAUCUUGUGCUUGGUGGUGAAGUUUGCAUGUGGGGAGAGAUGGCUGAUACAUCUGUUGUUCAGCAAACAAUCUGGCCUCGUGCUGCUGCAGCUGCAGAGCGCUUGUGGAGCCCCUUGGAGUCAACCUCCACCGGUAACCUCAACACCACCGUGUUGCCGCGCUUACAUUACUUCAGAUGUUUGUUGAACCGCCGAGGAAUAGCUGCUGCUCCAGUGACCAACAAGUAUGCUCGAAGCCCCCCUUAUGGUCCUGAUUCCUGCUAUGUUCAAUAAUUAUCAAUCUACAUACAUAUGUCUGUUCACUCGUAAAUAUUGCCAGCUCUGUUGUUUAUGUGGCUUUUACUUUUCUUUUUUGUGUUUUUUCUUAUUAUGCAAGUUGAUUGGAAUGCGCAAUAAAAGUGUUUGAUCUUCUACGCUGUUCAAUUUGAUUCAUAACGGAAUAAGUCAUUUGUCUUCUUGGACCUUUAGCUUU